CUGGAUUGUAAAAAUUUUCAGAGCUGAUUCCGCUCCUGCUCCCUUUUUUUCCAUUCCUCCGCUCCCUCUUUCAGUGGGAAUCCAGCGUGGCUCGCAAACACCCAGAAGCAAGCAGAAUGCGAGGAAUCUGCCCCCUAGUCUCGGAUUAUCAGCCCCAGUAACGGGGGGCAAGCGCUCAAAAAAAGAGGAGAAAAGAGAAGUGAGAAGAUUUAGGGGAAAGCAGCUGUGAAGGAGGAGGUGGUGGAGGGUACGGUCCCCCCUGCUACCCCUGGUGUCCGGCCCCCUUCCCCGUCCCCGCUCCUCCCUGCGCCCCGGGUCCUGUGAGGUCUCCCCUCCAUCCCCCUGACAGGCUGCCGUGGAGAUGGGACCUGGAGCCCUGCUGCCCUGCCUGUGCGCGCUUCUCUCCCUGGACCUCCCGGUGCCGGUGGAGCCGGCGGUGCCCCUGGAGGACUUCUACCCCUUCGGCCAGGACGAGGGGGACUCCCAGACCAUCAAGCAGGACGACGGGGGCUCCGGGCUGGUGGAGAUCUCCGUGGCGUACCCCUUCUUUGGCGACCGGCACACGGGGCUCUAUGUCAACAACAACGGUCUGGUGUCCUUCCUGAGAGAGGUGUCCCAGUUCACGCCCGUGGCCUUCCCCAUCGCCGGCGACCGGAGGGCGGUUGCGCCGUUCUGGGCGGACGUGGACAAUCGGCGGGCGGGACAGGUCUACUACAGGGAAAGCAAGGACCCCGCCAUCCUGCAGAGGGCUACUGCUGAUGUCCGCCGAUACUUCCCAGAGUUCCCUACCUUCACUGCCUCCUGGGCUCUCAUUGCCACCUGGCACCGAGUCACGUUUUUCGGAGGAAGCUCUUUCACACCGGUGAAUACCUUCCAAGUGGUCCUCAUAACCGACGGAGAGCUUUCAUUCACAGUCAUCCAGUAUCAUGACAUCACCUGGACUACUGGAAUGCAUGCCAGCAGCGGGGGGGACCUGGCUGGCCUGGGCGGCAUCGCAGCACAGGCAGGUUUCAACGCGGGUGACGGCAAGCGCUAUUUCAACAUCCCAGGGUCCCGCACUGACGACGUGGUGGACGUGGAGGUGACGACCAACGUGGGCUACCCUGGGCGCUGGGUCUUCCGCAUCGACGAUGCCCAUGUACAAGUGGGAGGCUGCAAUGCUUCAGCUUCUGUGUGUCCCAACCUGAGGCCGUGCAUGAACGGGGGGCGCUGCAUCGACGACUGCAUCACGGGCAACCCCUCCUUCACCUGCUCGUGCCUGGCCGGAUUCACCGGGCGGAGGUGUCAGAUAGAUGUAAAUGAGUGUGCCUCAUACCCGUGCCAAAAUGAUGGCACCUGCUUGGACCAGGUCAACAGCUUCUCCUGCCAAUGCCCGCCUGGGUAUACAGGAUCACUGUGUGAAACAGACAUCGAUGAGUGCCACGACCGACCGUGCCUCAACGGUGCUCAGUGUGUCCAAGGCGUGGGUAAUUUCACCUGUUUGUGCAAACCUGGCUUCACUGGGACUCUGUGUGAGACAGAUAUCAAUGAAUGCGAGUCACAGCCGUGUCUGAACGGGGGAGAGUGCAUCGACCGGAUGAACAACUACAGCUGCACCUGUCCUGCCAACUUCACUGGUGUACACUGUGAGACAGAAGUGGAGGUUCUGAGGAAUGCCUCGUCUACUGAGAAACCAACAGCUCCUUGCCAGGGAGAGGGCUGCUUGAGCCGGCAGACCUGCGAAUACAUCAGCGCCGGGAACUACAACUGCACGUGCUCCCCUGGUUACAUUGGCGACAACUGCGAAGAGGAGUGUCCGUGCCAGAACGGGGGUGUGUGCGUGGGCAUGAACGGCACCUGUGAAUGCCCGACAGGCUACACCGGCCUCUACUGUCAGUUAGAGGUCACUCAGACCCCCUGCAGCAACAGCAGGCCCUGCCCCGAUGGCGGACCCUGUCUGGAGUAUGGGGGGACAUACCUGUGCACCUGCCAGACGGGCAUCAGCGACAUCGACCACAAGGACUUCUACGCCUUCGUGCAGCCCCGAUCGGUCUGUGACUCCUCCCCCUGCCUGAACGGGGGCUACUGCUACGAGCGAGAUGGAGGCUACACCUGCGAGUGCAAGCACGGCUACCGGGGAAAGCACUGUGAGAAAGUCAGGUUAAGCAGCUGCGCGUCUGGCCCCUGCCGCAACGGCGGAUCCUGUAAGGAGGAAGGGGGCAGCUACCACUGCAUCUGCCCCUACCGCUUCACCGGCAAGCACUGUGAAGUGGGUAAGCCGGACCCCUGUGCCUCCAGCCCCUGCCUCAACGGGGGCACCUGUUUCCACUACAUCGGGAAGUACAAGUGCGAGUGCGCCGGUGCGUACAGUGGGAGACACUGUGAGAUCAGCAGGGUGUCUGCUCACAGCCUGCCAGGGCUGGAUUGUGGCCCGCCGGCACAGGUGAAGCACGCCGACAUGCACUUCACCUCCAGGAAGCCCGGCUCCAUGGCUGUCUACACCUGCCACCCCGGCUACACCCCCAUGCCCCGGGCCACCCAGAGCAUCUGCGGGAGCCAGGGGUCCUGGAGCCAACCGCCCGUGUGCGAGGAGAUCAACGAGUGCCUGUCCCAGCCGUGUCUGAACGGGGGGACAUGUCGUGACCGCGUGGCGGCCUAUCUGUGCGAGUGUGAGGAGGGCUUCAGUGGCCCCCGCUGCCAGACAGAUGCGGACGAGUGUCUGUCGGAGCCCUGCAAAAAUGGAGGGACCUGCCUGGACCAGCCCGGCUCCUACUUCUGUCACUGUCCGCAGGGGUUUAUGGGACAGGACUGUGAAUUCGAGCAGGAUGGGUGCGAGUCAAACCCCUGUCAAAACGGGGGAGUGUGUCGUGGCUACAGAGGAAGUCGUCUGUGCGUGUGCAAGGAGGGAUUCAUUGGUGACCGAUGCCAAAUCUUGGAGAAUCCCUGUAUAUCACAGCCCUGUGGAAACCGUGGCUUCUGCCGCAAUGACCGGAGGGGGAAUUACAGCUGCACCUGCCGGGUGGGCCACACAGGCAGGGACUGUGAGAAAGACCUGCUGCCCCCCUCUGGCCUGUACGUGCUGCGGGUGGAGGAGAGCGAGGUAGAGCUGCGCUGGGACCUGCCAGACGCUCCCCAGAGCCUCAUCAGCGGCUUCGCUAUCACCUACGCGCCCCUGGGCCGCGGCACCCGCAAGACCGACUUCCUGGACAAGCUGCACUCCACCCAUCUUCUGCGGGGCCUGGCGCCGGGCUCUGUCUACAACAUCUCCACAUACGCCGUCAAGCGCAACGCCAACAGCAACGACAUCAGCCAGCCUGCUGUGGCUCUCAUCCGCACCCGGCCCAGGAAGGUGGAGCAGCUGCAGGUGGUGAACGUGACGUCCUCGCAGGUGUGGCUCCGCUGGUUGGUACAGACGGCUCAGCUCUUGGCCGUCAGCCAGGUUCGGGUGACCCUCGUGCCCUCGGAGGGCAGCGGGACCCGCACCGCCCUGGUCAACAGCAGCGUCACCGAGUACAGCUUCAGCUCUCUGCUCCCAGGUCAGCUUUACACCAUAGAUGUGCUGACUCAGAGUGGCCUCAGACCAGAGGAACUGCCCUCCACUAGCCAGUCUGCUGGGCCGCUGCGUGUCUGGACCAGACCCCUUCCCCCUCAGAACCUCUCCCUGGCCCACGUCACCACCACCUCUGCUCAGGUCACAUGGGACCGCCACCCCAGGAGUCUUCCGGACGGCUUCGUGGUGAAUGUGACGCGGGGCCUGAGCACUAGGAGUCGCUACCUGCCCAACGGGAAGAUGGGCGCGUACACUCUGCGCGACCUCGUCCCCGGUCAACACUACCGCCUGGCGCUGACCGCCAUCCUCAACACCGACUGGGAGCAGGUCCACAGCGUGCCCCAACACCUGGCCUUCACCACCCUGCCUAUGGAAGACCGUCCGGAGAGGAGGGAGAGGCCCGCUCAGCCUGUGCGGGAGCGGCAGGUUGGCCGCCAUCCCCUCAGGCCCGUGGUGCAGCAGGAACUGGACGGGGUGGUGGAGCAGGAGCCCCCCAGGGAGCCGCCCAGAUACACAGAGCUGAUCGAUGGCAGAGGAAGGAUAACAGCCAAGUUCAACAACCUGUCUAGGAAGUCCAUAAGACACCGUCCCCAACCUCAGCCCCCAAUCAAAUUAGAGAGAAUGGAGGAGACAACCAAUAAAAUCAGUCUGGCACUAGAAAUCCCAGAGGAAGUGACGAGGAGAAGGUCUGAGCCUCCGCGGGACUGCCGGAGCCUGCCCUGCCAGAACGGAGGGACGUGUGCCAGGGGGGGAGACUCCUUCUCCUGCGACUGCGCCGCUGGGUUCAAGGGCAGGCAGUGCGAGCUGUUCUGUCAGAAAGUGGCACACCCCUGCACUCGCCUCUACUCUGAGACGAAGACUGUGCCCGUGUGGGAGGGAGAUGUCUGUCAUUACCUGUAUAAAAGGACCUAUAAAGUCCAGCAGGACGUGUGCUACAGAGAAAUCUGUGAGCCGAUCUCAUCUAAGAAAACUUCCAGCAGAACUCACAGGCAACAAUGAAAGAUUGGGAAGCGCCUCUCAGAAGGUAUUGUGAAGGAACUGGGAUGGACACAAGAAAUCCCCCAUACAGACUGGCCCCAGCAGCUCCAACUUAAAGUCUGCAAGGCUUAAACAAGCGCCCCCAUUUGCUCCACCUUCUAACCCACAAAUUGCCUGCUGGAUCAUUGGAAGCACAUGCCAAUCAAAGGGUUCCAAGCAAGAGACUGAUACUCCGUGUGCAGCGGAAAAGAUGACUGGACUCAUGACACUCCUGUCCCUGCGUAGAAACAUACCUCAGAUGUCCGAGCUGAUGCAUUGAACACGUUUUGUAUGUACUGGCAGUGCAGUCCCUCAGGGAAAUGGUACAGCACUGCCUAUAACCAUUCUCGCAUACAAAAACCCACCAGAAAACUACACCUUGUUUUACCAUCGGUUAGCAAGACCGUACACUCACUGUCAUUACUUUCAGCAAAAGCAGCUUUAAAGCCUGUCGUUCGAUGGAAAACAGUUGUCUCAGUAUCAGUGGUCCUUUGUAGCUCUUCAGCUCCACUCUCGACUUCAUCUCUCUAAACCAAACUUCUGUGCUAGCUAUCGUGUAAAUAGUGUUUAUAGACUGUUUUUGUAGGUGAAUAUUUUAAUAAUAAAAAGGUAAAAUGUUGUG
Messenger RNA from Conger conger (European conger), 5168 nucleotides. RefSeq names its product sushi, nidogen and EGF-like domains 1 (gene sned1). NCBI's taxonomy places the organism in Eukaryota, Metazoa, Chordata, Actinopteri, Anguilliformes, Congridae. The record is from RefSeq and is a predicted model, not a curated record. The transcript is spliced from 32 exons. The coding region runs from base 362 to 4528 and encodes 1388 amino acids. Gene Ontology annotation, biological process: cell-matrix adhesion. Gene Ontology annotation, molecular function: calcium ion binding; protein binding.